Messenger RNA from Fusarium poae, 1692 nucleotides. RefSeq lists its product as uncharacterized. The transcript is spliced from 5 exons. Gene Ontology annotation, molecular function: transmembrane transporter activity. The record is from RefSeq and is a predicted model, not a curated record. NCBI's taxonomy places the organism in Eukaryota, Fungi, Ascomycota, Sordariomycetes, Hypocreales, Nectriaceae. Gene Ontology annotation, biological process: transmembrane transport. Bases 1 to 1692 code for a protein of 563 amino acids.
AUGGACGAAGAAGUCAAGAACAACGGCAUGCACUCCGAAAGCGACGACAAGCCAGCAACGGCCUCCGCCUCCCAGACAGAUCCUUCUGCCCAGAGCUCUGUUUGUGGUGAGCUACGGGAGCCUUCGAUCCCACCAGCUCGCUUCUGGACCUUGUGUGUUGGUGUCUUUCUGGGCCUCUUUCUAUCCAUGAUCGACACAUCUAUCGUUGCUACCAGCCUUCACAGCAUCGGUGUCGACUUUGAAGUUCUAGAAGAUGUCAACUGGGUUGCUCUGGCCUAUACACUGGCUUACCUAGGAUGUGCCAUCGUCUUUGCCCGCAUAUCUGACAUUGUUGGACGUCGUAAUGCUUUCAUUGCAGCCUACAUAACAUUCUUUGUGUUUUCUUUGGCAUGCGGAUUUGCUCGGACUCUCAAUCAGCUCAUUGCCUUUCGCGCCUUGCAGGGAGUCGGUGGCUCAGGCCUGUACGCUCUUACCAUGAUCAUGAUGCCAGAGUUGAGUCCUGACAAUCUAAAGCAACAUAUGGCGGCCAUGGUCGGUUUGGUCAUUACCGUUUCAGGGGUUCUUGGGCCUGUCCUUGGCGGUAUCCUGACACACUACGCUUCUUGGAGAUGGGUUUUUUGGAUCAAUGGACCGAUAGGAUUUAUAUCUCUUACAGUAUUCGUCCUCACCUGGCCCAAAGCUGAGUACCUACCGUCUCAACAACGACGAGCUUGGAGGGAACUCGAUUUUCUGGGAUCGUUUCUCGCCAUCGCUGCCGCAGUACUUAUUGUCUUUUCUUUUCAGAAUGCUGGGACUGAGCCGUCCAAUCAAGGCUGGAAAACCGCGAUCUUCAUUGCCCCUUUGAUAUGUGGUUUGCUUACCUGCGGACUACUGGUGUCUUGGCAAAUCUUUAUUCAACACCAAUGGCACGACCGAUUCGCGCCCGCAUUUCCAGUCAUUAUCUUUCGAAGCAGAGUCUACUCAACUGCAGUCGUCAACACCCUUUUGAACGGGUUCCCUUACUUGCUACUCAUCUAUGCAAUUCCGCUUCGCUUCCAAGUUGUUAGCGGCAAGUCAGCUCUCAUUUCUGGCGUCAUGCUGCUUCCUAUGCUUGGAGCUUCCGCUAUCGGAAGUGUAGUAGCAGGAAAGAUCAAUAACACGAAGAAUUACACUUUUGAGUCAUUGCUGAUUGGUUCUUGUUUCAUGACGCUCGGUUGCGGAUUACUUUCUUCUCUGUCGCAUGAGUCAGAGGAUGCUAAAUUACUUGGCUACAUGACGUUUUGCGGAAUCGGCUUCGGACUGACUGUCGCUUCGUCGACUAUGUUAUCAAUGGUGGAAGUACCUAUUCGGGACUACGCCCCUGCACAAGGCAUCCUAUCUCAAGUACGACUCUUGGGCGGCAGUUUAGGCAUUGCAACUUCAUCGGCUCUACUCAACGAGAAGAGCUCGCAAUAUCUUGCCAGCAUUCUAACUCCCUAUGAGCAGGCGACAAUCGGCAGUUCCGCCACUCCGCUUUCCAACGAACAGUGGUCAGCUGUUCGCUUCACCUACGCUGACGCAUUCAAGGUAGAAAUGAAGGUGGCAACUGCUGUUGCAGCUUGUUCUGUCAUCUCUGCAUUUGGUGCCUUUCGCCGAAAGCGCCUUUUGAUAGCCGAACAAAGAGCUGUAGUUGUUGCACAGGAGGCCACUCGCCGUCGUGAUCAAGCCAAAUAG